AUGCAGUCCCCAUUCGUUUUCUACCUUUCCUUUUAUUUUGAAUUUCCAAUCACUAUUUUAUUUUCUGUUUUCUUUCUUUUUCUUUCUCUCUUUUUCUUUUUUCUUUUUUUCUUUCUCUUUUCUUUUCUCUUUUUCUUUUCUUUUUCUUUCUCUCUUUUCUUUCUCUCUUUUCUUUUUCUCUUUUCUUUCUCUCUUUUCUUUCUCUCUUUUCUUUCUCUCUUUUCUUUCUCUCUUUUUCUUUCUCUUUUUCUUUCUCUUUCUUUCUCUUUCUUUUCUUUCUCUUUUCUUUCUCUCUUUUUUUCUUUCUCUCUUUUUCUUUUCUCUUUUUCUUUCUCUCUUUUCUUCUCUUUUUCUUUCUCUCUUUUUCUUUCUCUUUUCUUUUUCUCUUUUCUUUUCUCUUUUCUUUUUCUCUCUUUUUUUCUCUUUUCUUUCUCUCACUUUUGCUCUCUUGUAGUUAAUUCUCAUAUUUUUUUAAAGUUAUUCUCUUUUGUAUUUGUUGCUUUCUAUCCUAUUUUUUUUUUUUUUUUUUUUUUUGCAUACUUUCUUUUCUUUUUCUUAACGCUCAAUUGUUCUAUUUCUUUAAGUCUCUUUCAUUUUUUUCUUAUAUCUCAUUUUUUCUCGUUUUCAUUGAAUAUUUUCUGCGUCAUAUCUUUCUUCUUUUUAGCCAUUUUAUUUCGUUUUUUCAUUAUUUUUAUUUUUCUUGUGUUUAUUAAUUCUCUUUUUCUUUUUCUCUUUUACUUCUUUUCCCCUCUUCACUUUCUUCUUUCUUCUUUUCCCUUGACGUUAUCUUAUUUCUUUCUUUCUUCUUCUGUCUCCUUCUCACACAACUCUUAUUAUUCAUUUUCUUUUCACUUUUCCACUCUCUCUUUCACAAGUCAUUGUUCUAUCUCAAUCUUAUUUUUUCUUUUUCCCUUCUUUUUCUUCUUCUUUCUUUCUUUCUAUUCCUUUUUAUUCUUUUCUUCCUUUUUAUCCUCCUUCCUUUGCACUGUACUUUUUGUUUCUUACCUGCCGCCUUGA
Messenger RNA from Acanthosepion pharaonis, 1017 nucleotides. The record is from the annotation of a GenBank genome assembly. Lineage: Eukaryota; Metazoa; Mollusca; Cephalopoda; Sepiida; Sepiidae.